UCCUGUCUCGUCUCGUGCAAUUUAAAUUCUUCUUUUAAAAAUAAACCCUUCUACCCUCACAUCGCAUUGCUAUAUAAGAAUCUCUUCUUUGCAUUUGUUUCGCGCAACGGCCGAGCACAACGCUCAAGUCGUCCCCGUCACUGAAUAUCUGCAAACAACGUCAGUAACGCGACGUCCGGUGCCGCCUGGUGGUGCUAUCCAACUCAUCACGGAUUUUGAACACCAACAUCCGUAUCAAGAGCUUCCUUUCUACAGCAUGGUUGCUCACCGCCGCGGCCCUUGGUCGCAGCACGAAGACCGCUGGCUCAUUGACCUGGUUAGCCGUAACGGGCCGCACAACUGGGUCCGCAUCUCCCAGGAAAUCGGCUCUCGUUCCCCGAAGCAAUGCCGGGAACGGUAUCACCAAAACCUCAAGCCGUCGCUUAAUCAUGAGCCCAUCACUCCUGAAGAGGGAGAAUUGAUUGAGAAGCUGGUAGCCGAGAUGGGUAAGAGGUGGGCUGAGAUUGCGCGACGACUUAAAGGACGCAGCGACAACGCAGUCAAGAACUGGUGGAACGGCGGCCAGAACCGACGGAAGCGCAAUCCUGAGCAGCAAGAUCAGCGCGGCCACCAGCAGAUGCAUCCAUCUCAGCCUGCCUACCACUACCCGUCCAUGGCUCAGACAGUGCCUCACCAAGAGGACGAGACUCCCUCGCACAUGCCGCACCACCUCCCCCCGUAUCCUCAAUCGCGCCGAGCAUCGUUGAACCCUCCGAUGCACUCGCCGCGUGUGCUCAAGCUUCCCCAGCCUCAGGGCUUCGAGCCAUAUCCCGGGUCGCGACCGCCGCCCCUCCAACUCCACUCAUACAACUCCCGAGGACGAGGUUUCGAGACGCCUAUGCCAUCACCUUCUGGCUACUCCAUAGUCUCGGCAGAUGGUGCGCCUUCUCUAAUUACGGACACGGGCUCAGAGUCCCGCUCACCGCGCGGAGCAGCCUCACCUCUCGAUAUCACUCUCGCGCCUUUAGUUGGCGGCAGAGACGAGCGCAGGAACUCAUGCACUCGCUAUCUGCCUCAGACAGGCUUCGCGGUUGAGGACGAUGACCAUACUGUCUACGACCCAUACAGAAGGCGGGGCUCUGUGCAGCUGCCUCCACUCCGCACUGAGCCUCUCGCACCGACGCCUGCUUUCAGGGAACCAGACUAUAAGCCGCACUACAGGCCUGAGAGACCCCAGCUGCUCACCGAGCCGGCUACUCAGCUUGUACACCAUCAUGGUCUCCCUCAUUCUGCGCCACUGUCAGAGCAACGGCCGUUGCCUCCUUUCCACACGCUCGCCGAGCCCGGCCGAGUCCCGCUGCCUUCGCCUACGACCGCAAGCCCGUCAUCAAGGCAGCUUCCAUCGCCUUUUGCGCGCCCCACGCAACCGACUGAGACACGGAGCGCGCCUGUUUCGCCUCGGGAAAAGGCUCAGGAUUCUAGGAUGGACCUGAAGAACCUCGUGUAAACUCCGUCACGAGGCUCUGCACCACUAGCCUGAGGCUCUAGGGCGUCACACCAGCGGUGCAGUCUCGCACUUUCGCGCUUCUUAUCCCCUUCUUCUUGUUCAUAAGCACCUUCAAACCUACUUUGUUAAUGAUCGGCCUUCACUACGGACAUUUUGUCUCAUCUCAUCAUCUGGUCUCACUCUCGCUGGAAGGCUUUCUCUUCUGCAACUACCAAAACGGGACUGGGACAUUGGGCUCCUAGUCAUGACGGCCGCCGAGAUACCCACCAUGUAAGG
Molecule: messenger RNA, 1762 nt
Organism: Trematosphaeria pertusa
Lineage: Eukaryota; Fungi; Ascomycota; Dothideomycetes; Pleosporales; Trematosphaeriaceae
Product: trichome differentiation protein GL1
Exons: 2
Coding region: 257-1486 (409 amino acids)
Biological process (GO): positive regulation of transcription by RNA polymerase II; mitotic cell cycle
Cellular component (GO): nucleus
Molecular function (GO): DNA-binding transcription factor activity, RNA polymerase II-specific; RNA polymerase II cis-regulatory region sequence-specific DNA binding
Source: RefSeq, a predicted model, not a curated record